Molecule: messenger RNA, 411 nt
Organism: Lycium barbarum (goji berry)
Lineage: Eukaryota; Viridiplantae; Streptophyta; Magnoliopsida; Solanales; Solanaceae
Exons: 1
Coding region: 1-411 (136 amino acids)
Source: RefSeq, a predicted model, not a curated record
AUGGAAGUAACUCAUCUGCUGUAUGCAGAUGAUGCUCUGGUCUUUUGUGAAUCUGAGGUAUUACAAGUCAGGCAUCUGAGGGUUAUUCUUACCAUUUUUGAAGGUAUUUCUGGGCUGCAGGUAAACUGGCACAAAAGCCAUCUUUUUCCAGUGAAUCAAGUUGGGAACCUACAGGAAUUAGCUGAGAACAUAGGCUGCCAAGUGGGAUCUCUGCCCACAAAAUACCUGGGCCUGCCCUUGGGUGCUAAAAAUAGAGAAUUGGAAAUUUGGUGUGAGGUGCUGGAAAAAUGUGAAAGGAAGCUAGUUAGAUGGAAGAGCCAGUAUCUAUCUUUGGGGGGCAGAGCGACAUUGAUAAAAUCUGUGAUGGAUGGUCUUCCUUCUUACAUGAUGAGCCUAUUCCCAGUCCCAUAA